Symbiodinium natans is the source of this 3903-nucleotide messenger RNA. The record is from the annotation of a GenBank genome assembly. Lineage: Eukaryota; Dinophyceae; Suessiales; Symbiodiniaceae.
AUGUUUGUUGAUGUGCGCACGGUCGGACUGAAGCGACUAGGCAUGAACUACACCUGGCAGUUGCUGCCUCCCAUUGAGGCUGGCAAAGAUUGUGUCAACAGAUUGGCCAUGGUGAGCUUUGGGCCCAAGGAGCCUCCCUUUGACAAGUUCCCAGCUCCGCCCAUCAGGGCACUCUUCGAGGCCGAGCUACGCACCCAUCCGCCCACCAGGUUCCUCAACAUGACGGGGUGGACCAUUAGCCUGCAGAACAUGUCUUGCGACGAGCGCAAGGUUAUCAAGCAUUGGAACCACAGCAAAAGCAUUGAUGUCUUCCCCACGGAAGAGCCCGAGUGCCUCGGAUCUGACAGCAUCACGUGGGAGCCCAAUUUGGAAGGCGAAUUUGACCUCAACGAGGUCGGAGGUUGUGACACAGCUGCCAGCAACGCAUGUGUUUGCGCUGCACUGACCAAUUGCGAGUGGGCAACAGGUGUCAGUGGAGUACCUCGUUGCGUGUACACUUCUCGACCUGGAGUACCAUGUGAGGCAUGCGCAAAUCAGCCCCAAUGCGUCAUCACGCCUGAGAAGCAGUGCGAGAUGAAGUCGACACCAUGUGCAUGCGUGCUUGGUGGUGGUGGGUGCAACUGGGACAUGUCCACAAGUAGAUGCUUCUUCGACGUCACCGCUAGCACACCCUGCAUUGCCUGCCCGCGGCAGUGGUUCUGCAGCCUGCCAGAAGUCAGGAGUAAGCAGCCUGAGAACCUUGCCGUGAUGGGGCAGGAAGAAGUUGGCUGGUGGAUCAAUGUCUCGUUUGACAGGGACAUUGAGUUCCUCCGCGUAGGCCUUGGGUCUGGCAUCAUGUUGCAGUGUCGUUCGAAGCGACCGGGAGAUUGGGCACCGACCUUUGAGUUGGACUACGGGCAGUUGGUCAUCGAGGGAGAAGUUCUUCACAUCAAUGUCCAGGGUUUACCGAACGAGGAGACGCGAGAUUGCGAUCUUGUGAUCUCCAACAAUGCGGUACGCGGUUCAUCGGCAUUGCUUCCCUUCGAUGGCUUAGAGGACAAUGUUAUUUUCGUCACGAUUCCAGAUGGGAUCCCUCCAGAGGUAGUAAACUUUGAUCCACCGAACAGCGCGCGGGGUGUUUCGCUUGCCACGACAGUUCAUUUCCACUUCAACGAGAACAUCAAGUUCUACUCCACUGGCGUGCUGGAGCUGUACAUCCUUGGUGGAAACAGAACUGAUCGCGCGGCGGAUGUUAAGAUCGCGGAGAUCUCCGUCUGGGACGAGGCGGUGGCAAUCGACAGGGACACGAGGCGGACCCUUCACGUGCAGCUGACUGGGCUUCUGAGCACCACCACGUACUAUUCGCUCACUAUUCCAGGGAAGACGAUCAGCGACAGCGCCAACAACCCGUUCCCAGGCAUUGAGCGUGGAGUGUACAUCUUCCAGACUGGUGCGGAAGAGAUUGUGUCCCAAAUUGAGGACAACUCCGAAGAACAAACCCUGACCUUCACUCUGGUGCUGGCGUCUGUCGGUGUUCUGAUUCUGGGUGUGGCUCUCGUGGCCGGAUAUUUGGUUCUCCAGACGGUGCGGAAAAGCAGGAAAAGGGCUCGUGUCGUUGCUCGACGUGAUGAGAAGAUGGAGGCGGCGCCGGAGUCCAACAACGCCUUCGACGCAGAGUCGCCCAAGGUUGCAGAGCUCAGCCAGCUGGAUGAAGAGUGGCCAAUAUCAUUGGGAACUCCAUCUUCUCCGUCGGCGAGCUCUCCAAAGGCAAGCUCUCUCUCUCCAAAGACGGUGCAAAGUACCGGUCAGCUCCUGUCGCCACAGAUGUCGCCGAAAGCACGCCCGGCCGUGCAGGUCUUCUCCAAGCCAGAGGAGUUGAAGACCCAAGUGCAUGACCAGUUGCGGCAUGCUGGCACUGUCGUUAGCCUCGCUGACUUGCAUGUCAAGAGCAACUCCAUGAUGAGGACCAUAGGCGGCAAGGUAGAUGACCGCAGAUCAAGCCACCCGGCUGCAUACUGUCGAUUCGUCCGGAGGAUCCAGGCCCACUACCAGCGGCUCCGUCACUGCUCCUUCGUCGCCCGUGGCGAGAAGGCUGCGUCUGCCUCCAAGACUCUGGAAGGAUGUGGCUGGGCAGUUGACUGGGCAGCACUUUGCGUUGCGAACUUCGACUUAUGGGAGACGAAUAGCCAGUUUAAAGUGAUCAUCUCCGCAGGAAAUUGUGAGCAGUGUCCGCGCAUCUCGCAGAUGUACGUCCAGCACCUCGGCAGUACUUGGAUCUACAGCAACGUAAAGUACAGGAUCAAUGCUGGCAUCGCAGAGGUCAAGUUGGACGACCCCAUCACUGGAAAUGGAUUGACCAACAAGACAGUUUCGGCUUUGAUGGACAUCUGUGUUGAACUCCAUGGAAGGCCCGAUGUAAAGGUCGUCGCGUUCACAGCCACUGGUCUGCACUUCUGCAGUGGCGGAGCCUUCGGUGGGGACGUCUCUUCAGACGAUGCUGCGUAUGCGCCAAAGAUAGAUCCAGGAUCCAGUGACUUCGACAUGGCUCUAGCAUCCAACUUGCUUCUUGGCAAGCUGCUAUAUCUGCUGAAUACACUGCCGCAGUACAAGGUGGCAGCAAUUCGUGGCUCGACAAUGGGUGCGGGCAUCAGCAUCGUUGCUUCCAUGGACUUCGUGGUCGCCCCGCAGAACAGGACGAUGCUGAAGUUCAAGGAAGCCACGCGUGGUUUGGGAGCGUGCUGCUCCUGGCAGGGGAUCAUCGCAAAGAUAGGUGUGGCGAAACUGCGGCUGUUGUGUAUGCUGGCAGAGGAUGUAGAUGUAACUCAAGCCAAAGAGCUUGGGCUUGUCGAUGAGAUCCUAGAUGGUCCCUUCUCCAAAGCGGACGAGUAUGCGUUGACCCAGGCCAAAGCAGUCGCUAGACGCAGCUUGGACGACCGUGCAAGUCUCAAGACAACAGGCGAGCACCACUGCCUAGUGCCGCUGUUUCCGAUGCCUGCUGGGUCACCGCCGCAGCAAGGCGUUGACGUCCACGUCCAGCAGGCGCUGAAGAGACACCCUGGCCGAGCCUCCCCUGCGCGGCUUAGCCCUGAGGGUUGGCCACACAAGGCUGUCAAGGUCUUGAUGACUGGACAGCAUGUUGCUUCGCUGCAUCUCUUCCCAGAUGACGUGGAUGCACUGCUGGCUGGUCUGGUGGACGCGCUCGCAGAGUUGCACCGAAGCGUGGGCAAGGUGCGGCUUCUCCAAAUCGAGAUGCCAAGCGGGGGAUGCUUGAACGCUCGCUUGCCUCCUGCUCUUUCGGAUCGAUUCCGCGAGGUCCUGGUGCUGUUCCACAUGCUGCCCAUGUUUGUGUGGGGUACGGUGCACGGAGAAGCAUCUGGACUGGGUCUCGUGCUUUGCUCGACCUUUGAUGCCGUGGUGGCGGUGGAGGCAAGCUUUGACUUCUCCAACCUCUCACUUGAGUGUCCUGGUGUCGCAGAUUUCCUUUGUCCUCGCUUGAAGGAGGCCAUGCUGCCGAUGGGGAACCCCGUGUCAGCUGAACGGGCGAAGGAACUUGGACUUGUCUACGAGGUGGUCCAAAACGAUCAGCAAGCAAAAGACCUCUUGGCGAGGACCUGCAGCAAGCUCUCAGAGUGUGCGCCGAAUGCGGUCGCGCAAUCCAAGAUGUUCAUACAGAAGAUUGGGAGCACGCCUAUGGAGCCUCAAGUCCUUGAAGAGCUUGCUUGUCACAUCGCACAUCGCAUUCAAGACCCGGAGUUUCAGGACUCGAUUAGGCAGAUUGUGGACAAGGGCCACUUGCCGGCGUACAAUCGGCCGGCGAGCAGAGUGGUUCCAGAGCAUCUGCUUUCAGCGAACCAGGAUGACCCCCGGGCAGAGGUCGGUGGUGAGGAGCUGUGCUGGGAGGCCGAUGGCACAGUUCUCAUAUGA